GAAUUGUUACCAGUUUUUUUUUUACUAUUAAGUAACACGUGCUUUACAUCAAUAUUUAAAAUGUCCCGUUUUAGGAUAUUGUGUUUUAUUUUAUUCACGGGGUGUCAGUACGCAGCCGGCAAUCCGGUGAACGUCACCGAGUAUGAGCACGUGCGCGAGGCGGACGCGUGGCUGCGCCUGCACAGCGUGCCCGCUGCCUGGUCAGACGCCGCCGUGCGCUGCCAACUCGAAGAUGGUGUGUUGGCAUCUCCCACAUCCGCAGCCAUUGCGCGGGCGAUGCUGAACGCGAUGGACAAGCACAAACUGGCUUCAAACAGCGUGUUCAUCGGAGCAACGAGCCUUUUCUCCAAAGUAGACUUCAAAUCUUUGGACGGAAAGGAUCUUGCUGACAGCUUGGAGUGGGCCUCGGGCGAGCCGGACCACGCCGGUGACGAGGCCGAGGACUGCCUGACGCUAACCGGCACGGGCACGCUGGCCAACAUCAGCUGCGCUAAACUGCUGCCCUACUUUUGCCGCAAGACCGUCCACAACUGCUCCUCCGAUGGAAUCACAAGUCCCACAGUUGGGCUGCGAACAUGCAACGAUCGGCCUGACUACAAAUGGGAGCCCAGCACCGGCAGCUGCUACAAGUUCCACGGCGCUUCGAAACCCUGGCGCCUCGCCCUGGCCACGUGCCACACCGAGGGUGGACAUCUGGCCAUCAUCAACAAUCAAACCGAAUCUAAUAUCCUCAAGAAUCUUUACAAUCACAACACAGACACAGUAACUGGAGCAGAUGAACCUAGACAUGCAUUUAUUGGCUUGAGGAAAUAUGAUGAUGGCGAGUGGGCUACCAUAUUUGGUGAGCUGCUCGCCGAGACCGGGUUCGCGAUCUGGGACGUAAGCGAGCCAAGCAACGGUGACGGACUGGUCAAUGAGUACUGUGGCUCUAUGCACCUUAACGGGUUGCUCAACGAUGCUUCCUGCUCAUGGAAAUCGCCUUUCAUUUGCGAAAUUACCGCUUAA
This is a messenger RNA of Cydia strobilella, 1005 nucleotides long. Its product is annotated as C-type mannose receptor 2-like. The transcript is spliced from 6 exons. The record is from RefSeq and is a predicted model, not a curated record. Bases 61 to 1005 code for a protein of 314 amino acids. Lineage: Eukaryota; Metazoa; Arthropoda; Insecta; Lepidoptera; Tortricidae.